AUUGUUUACUGCGUCCCUUCCAGCCGUGUUCCAAAACGACGUCGUUUUGGUUUUUGUCCUUUUUCCUGUCUGCCUCUUUUCUUUUCUCUCUCAGGCUGAUAACCCUAACCGACGGAGCAAGAACAACGGCGGAGCCGAGGCGACGGCGAGGAAAGGCGACGGCGGCGGUAAUGGAUCCUCAACUUGCUCCUCCUUGAAAUUUCCAGCUGCCCCCACACCACACACUCUCUCUACCCAAGCCCCACCCAAGAACUAGAGAGAGAGAGAGAGAGAGAGAGAGACAGGGAGAGAGAGAGAUUCAAAGCAGGAUUGAUUCAAAGUUUAUUGAUUCUAUCUCUGCAACGAUAAAAGGGGUGAUUUCUGGGGAACAGACGAGAGAGAGAGAGAGAGAGAUUAUGUGUUUUUGUGAAGCUGCAUGCAGUAAGUGAUGGCCGAAGUCAUUCUAGGGAUGCCAGGACCAUGGGCUGAUGAUAAUUAUGAAGCAUCUGAUCAUUAUACGACAAAAAUUGGUGGAGUUCCUGACUGGCCAAUUCCAAAUACUGCCAUAAGACCUGAUCUGCUUUUGUGCAUUGCAUGUGGAAGCAAUCUCUGUCUUGUUUCACAGGUCUAUGCUCCAGUUUCGAGCAAAACUUUGAAGACUGAAGAACGUGCAAUCUAUGUUUUUGGUUGUGUAAUGCCAAAAUGUGGGAGCUCUCCCAUGAGUUGGCGAGCUCUUCGUGUUCAGAAAUCUUUCAGUGUUGAGGAGUCAAAUAUAAUCUGUCAUGAAGUGGUACCUAAAGCUACAUCUUCCCUUUCAGAUUCAACCAGUGAUUGGCGGGAGGAUUUAUGGACAUUCGACUCUAGAGAAGAUGAUGGAAAUGAUGAUGACAUAGAUCUAGAAGAGUUGGGUAUGGCAUUUUCUGAAGCUGCGAGCUUGACUUAUCUUCCAAAGAAACAAAAUAACAAUUGUUAUCCCAAGUCUAACGUGGAGCCUUUGCCUGUAAGCAAUACAACAAGAGUACACAAUAAUAAAACACCAGUGUUGCCUUGCUUCUACAUAUACACCCAGGAAGAGGCAUCCUCAAGGGAAGUUACUUCUAUUUGUUCGAGUUAUACCUCGCUCUUCAUCAAAGAAAAGCAAAAUGAUCUUGAUGUUCAUGCACAUGAGGAAACAUGGGAAGAGGAGGGUUAUGAAUAUGAUAGAGCUUUGAAUGCUGACAGGACUUACCUCAAGUUCAAGAAACGAAUGGAUGCAUACCCAGAGCAAUGUUUCAGGUACUCAUAUGGUGGAAAGGCACUGUUUGCUACAGGAGGGGCUGGAGAUCUGGGGACAUGCAGGCUCUGUGGUGGGUCAAGGCAUUACGAAAUGCAGUUGAUGUCCCCGGUGUUGUAUUUUCUACAGGAAGAAGCUCGUGCUUGUCAGGAAUAUUCUUUGGAGAACUGGAACUGGAUGACAUUAAUUGUAUACACUUGUUCUGAGAGCUGUUCCAAGUCCAAUCAAGAGAACUUCGACUCUGAAGGCUGGAUUGUAGCAGAGGAGGCUGUUAUAGUACAAUGCGAAAUUGGGCAUCCAUGGAGGGGGUCAUGAACCAGAAGAGAAUGGAGUGAAGUCGUCUUUAGCAUGAAUAAAAGAUCGGUUUAGAUUGGUUUCUAAACCUCUGAGAUGACAAUAUGUGGGCUCGCCUUUUUCCGCGCCCCGCCUUUCGGAAAGGGUUUGGAAAGAAGGCCUCGCAAUUCGGACUCCCGCAGUUCUGAAUCUAAU
Molecule: messenger RNA, 1741 nt
Organism: Camellia sinensis
Lineage: Eukaryota; Viridiplantae; Streptophyta; Magnoliopsida; Ericales; Theaceae
Source: RefSeq, a predicted model, not a curated record